GUAGCCGUAUGAAAUACAUACACGAUAAUCCGACAAUCAACAGCGAAUUCGAUAAAUCAUUCCAACCCAUAUCAGCGAGGACAUUAAAGUUGCAUCUAUUCUUAAGAGGAUAAAGUUGUCAAUUGUUUCUUUCGACAUCUGCCAAGAAUCAAUCCAUUCUUUUCCAGAGUGCGCAUCAUUCUUCAAUCCCCCCUCCACAAUUCGACGACCUUCACCUACUAUCCCAAAUUCACGAUUUGAUAACGCAACCACAUCACGCAUAAUAACGACGCAUGGUCGAUCGCAUGUGAGCCUACACGAUGUCGACUGCUACCGACCAGGUAGUUGUUCCCAGUGAGGGCGAGCAAUCUGCGAUCCCGCAGGGUCUUGCUUCGCCACCAGAAAGCAACAACACCAUCAGAACCGAUCCAUCAAGCGACUCAGAAUUAUCAGAUCUCGAGUUCACAGCAGACGAGCCAAUUGAACCAGAACAUUGGGAAGAUGAUGGCAGAGUCCCUGUUUUCAUGCCGACCAUGGCUCAGUUCAAGGACUUUAAUCUCUUCAUGGAUAAAGUCAAUAAAUAUGGUAUGAAAUCUGGUAUUGUCAAGGUUAUUCCACCACCCGAAUGGAAAGCUGCCCUUCCACCGCUCGACGAUGCUAUAAAAACGAUUCGAGUGAAGGAUCCGAUUAAACAGGAUAUCAUGGGUCAGAGCGGAACAUACCGACAAGCCAACAUUCUCCAUCAACGUUCUUACAAUCUUCCACAAUGGCGACAGUUGUGCGAUCAAAGCGAACAUCAGCCUCCUGCCAAGAGAGGUGAAAGGAGAGCCAAUGUUGAAAAAGUUAAAGCUACAACAAGAGCAAAGGCUCCAACACCCGGAGGAAAAAGAAAACCAGGCCGUCCGUCCAGACUCAAGACAAAUGCUACUGUCGAUUCAGAAGGUGGAACUCCAGAUCGUUUACCUACCCCAAUAUCUCCGAAAACCGAAGGUGAUUCAUCGUCCGUCAAGCAAGAAGUAAACGAGGAUGAUACGCCUGUCAAACCAAGGGGGGGAAGACAGCCUAAAGCCAUAUCCGUUUCUUCUCGACGUAAAAACAAUCGCCGUGGUGAAGCAGGCGUAGUAGACGAAGCCGCGUUUGAGAACUUCAAAUACGAGCUAGAGGGUGAGGAUUACUCGGCAGAGAGGUGUGAAGAAUUAGAACGACACUAUUGGCGUACCCUCACAUAUGCUCCACCACUUUAUGGAGCGGAUAUGAUGGGAUCAUUGUUCGAUGAUAGAACGACUGAAUGGAACCUUGGAAAGUUACCCAAUAUACUUGACCAUUUGGGCGGGCAGAUUCCUGGUGUCAACACUGCAUAUCUUUACCUAGGCAUGUGGAAAGCCACUUUUGCCUGGCAUUUGGAGGAUGUCGACCUCUAUAGUAUCAACUAUCUUCACUUUGGCGCACCGAAGCAAUGGUAUAGUAUCUCUCAGGGGGAUGCACGACGAUUCGAAGCUGCGAUGAAAAAUAUCUGGCCAGCUGAUGCUAAAGCUUGUAGCGAAUUUCUUCGUCAUAAAACUUUUUUGAUAUCACCUCAGCACUUGUUGUCAAAUUAUAACAUUAAGGUUAACAAAAUUGUCCACCGACCAGGAGAGUUUGUGAUUACUUUCCCGUACGGAUAUCAUUCUGGAUACAAUCUCGGGUAUAAUUGCGCUGAGGCUGUUAACUUUGGUUUGCCAUCUUGGCUUGAAUAUGGAAAGGUGGCUAAGAAGUGCGACUGUGAUCAAGCUCAAGACAGUGUUUGGAUCAAUGUUCGGGAUUUAGAACGCAAGAUGAAUGGCGAAGAGACUGAAUAUGAAACCGACUUUGACGAGGACGAAGAAGAAGAGGAAGAGGACGAAAAUGAAACGACAGAUCUCCUUACUCCCCCUGACAGCAGUGGCGACGCGAAGGUCAAAACCAAGACUCAACGUAAGAGAAAGCGUGUCAAGAGUGAGUCGGACGAGCAGCAAAAUGUGAAGAGAAUUCGAAUGCGCAUCAAAGCACCGGUCAACGAACCUUGUGUCUUGUGUCCCAACGACAUUCCCUCCGAGCCUCUACUCCCAACCGAGGACGGUAAACAGGCACAUCGUAUGUGUGCUCAGUACAUUCCAGAAACGAUCGUGGAAGAAGCAGAUAAGAAAGAAGUGGUUACAGGCAUCAAGGAGAUUUCCAAAGCUCGAUUUGACCUCAAGUGCAACUAUUGCCGCUCGAAGAAAGGUGCAUGCUUUCAAUGCUCUAAGAAGAAGUGUACAAGAGCAUACCAUGCGACCUGCGCAGCAGCAGCGGGCGUCUUUGUUGAACAAGGUGAAAUUCCAGUGUUUGGAGAGGAUGGUACCGAGUACAAAGAGUGGGGCAUCGAAUUUAGUUGUCGCUUCCAUCGCAUCAAACGCGAUAAGAGGCUGGACAGCGAUUCUCUCGAGGAGGACGAUCGUAUUCGGAAUGGUGCCAAGGAGUUGAAGGUUGGCGAAGUCUGUCAAAUGCAGUUUUACAAGGGCGACAUAUUUGCAGGUACCAUCAUCGAGAAUCGGAAAGAUGAAGAGACAGUACUUGUUGAUAUUCUGCCUCGCGGUGACCGAGUUGAAGUCGAAUAUAAAUGGAUUCUCAUUCCCGACGCGUCGUUCUUCACUCUCGCCAAGCCAUCCGAGAAAGCAAUCCCCAUGCCAAAAUCUCGUAUUGAGGCAGCGUCACUCAACACCACAAAACGUCAAGUUGAUGACAUUCCAAGAGCUGAAGAUCCUUUUGUUAAGGGCUUCACAUGGGCAGAGUUUAAUACAGAGAGUAUCGUUCGCAAUGCGGCACAGGUCAAACUAGAUUUGAGCAAGGAGAACCAAGUUUGGUACUAUCUUGGAAAGAACUCCACAGAGGCUAGGGCACAAUUUACGGAAGAUGUAAAGAUCCAGAGACACAAUCCUAAAGGACAUUUUCUUGAUACAAUUCCCAAACCGGCUACAGCUGCGCCACGUACAUCUUACGCAGCCUCAUAUCCUACAACGAACAAAAUUUCUGCAACCGCGACAAAGAUGCCCAUCGCCAACACUUCCAAUGUGGGCCCGGGGGCACAGGCAAUGCAGAAGAUGGCUGCUACCAAACUUGCGAAUCAAGCGGCACCAUCCUCUGGAACUUCCGCGCCUUUCGUUGCGAGGUCAGAGAAACCAUAUGUGUAUAAGCCUCGUAAAUCUGAAGAUGGUUAUCACAGCGGUUUGAUUGAUGCGCAAUCAUACCAAUCUCAACAAGCUUUCUUGCGACAGUCAGCGGCAUCUAGGCCUGUCCAAGUACCUGCAAUUGGUCUCAACUUUGGUACUGAUCCCAGGUUUCAAAAUAACCCGGCGUCUCCUGCUCCCACUUCCACGACGCCUCCCGCAAUCGCUUCUACGAAUCAAUCUGCGGUUGUUCCUCCGAGAGCUGCUUAUACACCAAAUAAUAGCUAUGCACCACAAGUCAAAUACGCUCCACCACGCCAGCCUCAUCAAGCAGCUACACCACGUCAAUCCCAGCCAGCUGCCAGUCCACUGGCUCCACCUAAUACAAAUUAUCGACCAACUCAGUCGUUGGCGAAAGGAAACAACCCCUUUAGUAGUAGAGCAGCUGCUCCUAAAAUGGGAAAUGUUUUUGCGAAGUAUCUCUACUUGCAGAUCGAGCAUAACCGCUCACCUAUGGAAUACAAGAGCCCCUACAGAGAAGGUGGAGGAUUCAUGAAUGGUUACCAAGGCAAUUGGACAGAGCAUCUCAAGAAGACCCUAUUUGCAAAAUCGGGAUCAUCUACAGCAUCACCCCCAACAUCAAUUUCUUCCUAUACCGGGGGUGUCGGCAGGAAAGCAUCCUACCCUACUUCUUAUACCCCCCAAUCCUCCCGCGGUUCCUAUUCAUCUAAUGGGUCCCAAAUAUAUUCUCCCGCAACUUCAUCUGCAAGACCAAGCUAUUCUUCACCUUCCAUACCCAGACAUCAGCAAACGCCAACUCAACAGGUCACGCCUAAGCCGUACGACACGAAUCAAUGGGAAAGGAAAGACUCACCCUUGCACCCAGCUAUUCGGAAGGAGUACAGUUCGAUGUUUCACAAUCACCACGUGCCGCAGCCACAAGGUCAACAACAAAAUCCUCAGCAGCAAGGUCAUCAGCAACAUAACCACAAAAGUCACGAUUCUACUCAGUAUCAAAAUUCACCCUACCUUCCGUCUGGUGGCCAAGGCUCUCCCACGCAACCUGGAUUCGCGUCUCAAGCGCCAAAAACAACUGAGUUCAAGCAAGCUCAACAAACUGAGGAACCUAAGAAGUCCCAACAACUUCAACCUCCCCAAUCUCAACCUACGCCUCAAGUUGCACAGAAGAUUGGCCAUAAUUCAUCAUCGCAGCCUCAACCGGUUGCAAAAGCUACUCUCAUUACUCCUCCCUCAUAUUCUCCUUCUCUCACCCGGACAGAACUCAGUCAGCAACCGAUCAAUGCUUCGAAUCAGUCUCAGGUUCCACCUCAAUCUCCUCAGCAGGAGGCGAAACCCAUCUAUCCUCGUCAGCAAUAUUUCCAGAACCUUAAUUCUUCGAGGGUACAGCCACAAACUUUUGCUCCUCCUCCGCAAACCCAUGACUUACCAGACGUGCCAAUUGAUUCAGAGUCUUUGAUUGAAGACAUGCUGAAGAAUUUGAGAAAGGUCACAACAGGCACGGCUAAGUAGUAGGAUUGAAUUGUAUUCCGAGGAGCCCCUUCAAUAUGAUGACAUUACAACCAAAUCAGCUCAAGGGGGUGUAAUGCGGGAGAAAUUCUAGUGUGCAUUGAUGUGUUUAAUGAUGAUUCUUGGGGGCGUACAUAAUACCAAAUCCUGAGAUGAGGGUGAAUUUUUUGGCGUUUAAGGAUGUCUGGGACAAAGGGGUGAUGAGGUGUUUGGGUUCUCGUCCGGGUUUGUUCAUGUUAUAGUUCUUUUAAUUCUUUCAACUUAGUUCAUGAAUUCAAGCAAGUUCUCGUUUGAUGCACAGUGUCUGCAUAUGGACAGGUUUCCUUCUCUUUUCCCAGGAAAUUGCAGAUCAACAUUCAAAAACUAUCAUAAUAUUAGUGAGAACUACUGGAUGGCCAGGAUGCAUUUUUAUUCACAUUCAUGUUGGUUCCUGAUGUACAAGCCAAAUCAAUCGGAACAAAACAGAGAAAAGCAUAACAUAAUGAAACAAGCAGGCAACAUUGAGUCAAUUUAAAAAAGGAGAUGGAAAACAAUUGAGAGCACGGAGAAUGCAAUUGUACAAUAGUUUACGCAGUUUAUAGGAACGAAUGAUAAU
Messenger RNA from Botrytis byssoidea, 5265 nucleotides. RefSeq lists its product as uncharacterized. The coding region runs from base 300 to 4673 and encodes 1457 amino acids. Lineage: Eukaryota; Fungi; Ascomycota; Leotiomycetes; Helotiales; Sclerotiniaceae. Gene Ontology annotation, molecular function: histone H3K36 demethylase activity; histone H3K9 demethylase activity. The record is from RefSeq and is a predicted model, not a curated record. The transcript is spliced from 3 exons. Gene Ontology annotation, biological process: chromatin remodeling. Gene Ontology annotation, cellular component: nucleus.